Messenger RNA from Coregonus clupeaformis (lake whitefish), 5351 nucleotides. Its product is annotated as serine/threonine-protein kinase LATS1. Gene Ontology annotation, molecular function: protein serine/threonine kinase activity; protein binding; ATP binding. The record is from RefSeq and is a predicted model, not a curated record. The transcript is spliced from 10 exons. Gene Ontology annotation, biological process: hippo signaling; peptidyl-serine phosphorylation; G1/S transition of mitotic cell cycle. NCBI's taxonomy places the organism in Eukaryota, Metazoa, Chordata, Actinopteri, Salmoniformes, Salmonidae. The coding region runs from base 589 to 3993 and encodes 1134 amino acids.
UAGUUUUGUUGAGUUUGUCCUCAUUGGGCCACCGUACGAGAGCUGGUGGGAUUCGAGGAAAUGCAUGUAGAGAGGACCUAUUUGUAACUGUACAAAUAAAUCAAAAGUAAAAUGAGUUACCUUUAAGAUUAAUUUGAUAGAGGAAAUCAGUGCAAAGUACGUGUCAAAGAAAAUCAGCAAAACGAGAUGGAGACCGGUCUCAUCUUCGUCUUUACAGCAACCAGACAUCUUUGCUACUGGGUCUUGAGACAACGAGGACAACAACAUUUCCAUUUGGUCCAUCGGAGAGAAUGGGGUCUCCAGUAUGGACGAUGAAUUUGAGGGAGACCCUCAAUUAGUAUGUUUAUACAAACAUAAUGGGGAUGUUCUGGACCUUCAAUUUCUGGAUCUAGACAGAAUAGUAACAGCAUCAUCAACUGGAGCGGUGAAUAUCUUUCGGCAUCACCACAACAGCCAGGUACUCAGCAGGAUGCAGAUGUGAAGUAAUUAGAGACUUGAAGCUCCUCUUGGCCCCUGAUACCCUCACAGUGACGCACUGCUGUGUGCUACCCUGUUGUCCCCUUUGGCUGUCAACCUACAUGUUCUUACAUGAAGAGAGGGGAGAAACCCGAAGGAUAUCGACAGAUGCGACCAAAGACUUUCCCUGCUAGCAACUACAGUGUUAACAGCCACCAGAUGCUGCAGGAAAUUCGGGAGAGUCUCCGGAACCUGUCCCGGCCUUCUGACCCCCCUAAGGUGGACAUGGGGUGUGCUGGUAUAGUGGUGCCUGAAGACCCCAGGCAGCAAGGGCGCUGCAGCAACCCCAGAAACCCCUACCACAAAGCCUUGCAGGAGAUUCGCAAGUCCCUGAUGCCUUUUGCCAAUGAGCCCAGCUCUUCUGGACGGACUGCAGAGGUUAACAAACAGAUGUUGCUGGAGCUGCUAUCUGCUGGCUUUGAGGAGGAAAUGGUGAUCUGUGCUCUGAAGCAGACCAACAGUCGCAGCGUGGAGGCAGCCAUAGAGUACAUUAGUAAGAUGAGCUACCAGGAUCCUGUGAGGGAGCAGAUGGUGGCUGCCGCCGCCCGCCCCGUUAAUGCAGGCAUGAAAGCCCCCGGUUCAUCUAACAUCCAGCAGCCUGUGCUGAGGAGGCAGAGCUGGAAGGGUUCCAAGGAGUCCCUUGUUCAGAGACAUGGCCACUUGAUGGUGGAGGGGAUGAUGUACCGUUCAGACAGCCCUGGACCCCAGGGUGACCUGGCGGGACGAGGCCCUCCCCCAGCCUUCCCACAGGGCCACCCUGGCAACAACCCACGGGUCAACCCUCCCCUACCCCCUCAAGUGCGCAGUGUCACCCCUCCCCCAAAUAGGGGUGGAACCCCGCCUCCACCCUCCUGGGACAGUAACCCCUCCACCAAGCGCUUCUCUGGCAACAUGGAUUACCUGGUGCCCCGUAUUUCUCCUGUUCCUCAAGGAGCCUGGCCCGAUGGCUACUCAGCCCCAGCCCCCCAUAACCAGAGGGGCAUCAGCCCAGUGCCCAUGGGCCGUCAGCCCAUCAUCAUGCAGAGCUCUGGGGGGAACAAGUUCAGCUUCCCCUCCGGCUGGUCUCAGAACAGCUCCCCUCAACCAGACUACAUGGGACACCAGAGUGGCGGUAGCAGACAACUCCCUCCCCCUUACCCAGUGAACCAGAGCAGUAGACAAAGCCCCACCGCUCAGCAGAUGCAGGCCGGAGGUCCUGCCUCCUCCCCAUCCUACGUCAACAGUGGUAACCUCCCCCAGUCCAUGAUGGUGCCUAACCGGAACAGUCACAACCUUGACAUGUACAACAUGGGCGUGCCGCAGUCCUGGUCCCAAGCACCCCCCGGCCAGCCCCAGUCCUCCCCAGGUAGCAGCAACCAGGACAUGUCCCCCUCAUGGCAGCCGCACAGCAUCCCUGUCCGAUCCAGCUCCUUCAACAGCCACCAGAUGAGCAACAGGCAGGGCCACCCAGCCAGCUCCCAGCCCUCUGCCACUACAGUGACCGCCAUCACCCAGGCCCCCAUCCUGCAGCCCGUUAAGAGCAUUCGUGUGCAGAAGCCUGAGCUACACACUGCUGUGGCCCCCACACACCCACCCUGGAUGCACCAGCCCCCACCCUCUCCAUCUCCCACUACCUACCAGGAGCCACUACCAGCUGCACCCAUGCCCCACAUACCCAUUACAGUAGCAGAGGUGCCCAGUUACCAAGGUCCUCCACCCCCAUACCCCAAACACCUCCUCCAGCAGCCUGCUGCACUCUGCCCUGCCUAUGACCCAGGGCCCAAGCCCAGUUCUGGGAGAGAGGAGGCUGCAGAGGAAGAGGAGUGUAGCAGCAGCUCUAGUGACAGGCCAGAAGGCCCAGACUCUGCUGCUGUGGGAACAGAGAAGGAGAAUAAACAGAUCACCACGUCUCCGGUGCCUAUGCGCCGGAACAAUAAAGAUGAGGAGCGGCGAGGAGACCCCAGGGUGCCACUCUACUCUCCCCAGGCCUUCAAGUUCUUCAUGGAGCAGCACGUUGAGAACGUCUUGAAGAACCACCAGAUGAGGAUCCAUAGGAAGAAGCAGCUGGAGAGUGAGAUGCAGAGGGUUGGGUUGUCAGGGGAUGCCCAGGAGCAGAUGCGCAUGAUGCUGUCUCAGAAAGAGUCCAACUACAUCCGACUGAAGCGGGCCAAGAUGGACAAGUCCAUGUUCAAGAGGAUCAAGACCCUGGGCAUCGGAGCCUUUGGAGAGGUGUGUCUAGCCCGGAAGGAGGACACAGGAGCCCUGUACGCCAUGAAGACGCUGCGCAAGAAGGACGUUCUCCUCAGGAACCAGGUGGCCCACGUCAAGGCAGAGAGAGACAUCCUGGCUGAGGCUGAUAAUGAGUGGGUGGUGCGGCUCUACUACUCCUUCCAGGACAAGGACAACCUGUACUUUGUGAUGGACUACAUCCCCGGAGGAGACAUGAUGAGUCUGCUGAUCAGGCUGGGCAUCUUCAAAGAGGACUUGGCUCAGUUCUAUAUCGCUGAGCUCACCUGCGCCGUGGAGAGUGUGCACAAGAUGGGCUUCAUCCACCGCGACAUCAAGCCAGACAACAUCCUUAUAGACCGGGACGGACACAUCAAGCUCACCGACUUUGGCCUCUGCACCGGCUUCCGUUGGACGCACGACUCUAAGUACUACCAGAGUGGAGACCAUGUUCGGCAGGACAGCAUGGACUUCAGUAAGGAAUGGGAGCAGGACCCAGCUAACUGUCGCUGUGCAGACCGGCUCAAGCCCCUGGAGAGGAGGAAGGCGAGGCAACACCAGCGCUGUCUGGCCCACUCCCUGGUGGGGACACCCAACUACAUCGCUCCAGAGGUGCUGCUCAGAACAGGAUACACCCAACUGUGUGAUUGGUGGAGUGUUGGUGUCAUUCUGUAUGAAAUGGUGGUUGGGCAGCCUCCUUUCUUAACAACUACACCCCUGGAAACCCAGCUCAAGGUGAUAAACUGGCAGACCACCCUGCACAUCCCCCCUCAAGCCAAGCUGAGCCGAGAGGCAUCGGACCUCAUCAUUAAACUAUGCCGCGGCCCUGAGGACCGCCUCGGCAAGAACGGUGCCGACGAGAUCAAAGUGCAGCCCUUCUUCAAGACCAUCGACUUCUCUAAUGACCUGCGGCAGAUGCAGCCGGCCCCCUACAUCCCCACCAUCGCUCACUGCACAGACACCUCCAACUUUGACCCAGUGGACCCAGAUAAGCUGUGGAGCAGCGACAACGAAGCAGAGGGCAAACACAAUGACACCCUCAAUGGGUGGUUCAGGAACGGCAAGCACCCCGAGCACGCCUUCUACGAGUUCACCUUCCGCCGCUUCUUUGACGACAACGGCCACCCCUACAGCUGUCCCAAGCCCAUUGGCAUAGAGUAUGAGGAGGGAUCUGAUGGGGACGAGGCAGACUCUGAUGCCCCUGCACAGGAGGAGGGAGACCAGGAAGAGAGCAGCAGGAGGGCACAGGGCCGUGAUUUGGUGUAUGUGUAGUAUCUUCUAUGAACAUCUUUGUUCUGCUGGACUGUUGGUACAUAAUAGGUCUGGGAAACAGGUUGCUGGUUUGUCAGAGAGCUGGUCAGGAGUUGGGUAUAUGACAUGCGUGUGUAUUCAGCUGCUGCUUCUGUGGGGCGGAACAAUUAGGACCAGAUAUAAUUGUACCAUACAGAGCAGAUACGCAGUACAUAUAACUACACUACAGUAUAGUCUCUCUACACGACAGUCUGCAGGAGGAGAGUUUAGUCUUUCACACUAUAGGUGUAUUCAUGGGGUUGUACAGGGUACGCUUUAUAGGCUGUCUGACUGAACAGACAAAAAGGAAUUGAAAGCAAGAAUAUCAGGGUGCUUUUCGAAGACUUACAAACCCUGUUUUAAGCCUUAAAUACAUUAAGAUAUUACAAACUGGUGAUGCUAGUUGAUACUCAUAGGUAUGGGAUUUUUUUUUUUUUUACAACUAUUGGCAAUUGUCUUAAUUUAUAUUUGAGUAGGUCUAUUGCAAUGGGGAUAUAUUAGUGAUAUCACUGGUAGAAUUUGCAGGGAUAAGUAAAUCUUGAAUUGUUCAUUGCUGUGCCUUUGAUCUUCUGCUCUCUUUCACCAAAUACUGUAUGGGAGGGAAUAAUCGGUCUGGCAUUUUAAACUAGACUUAGUUGAUUGAACUAGGGUUUUGUGUAUUUUUUAAAUGUAUACAUAAAAUCUAUUUAUAAAUUGUUGUACACAUUUGUAAAUAUUUUUUGCUCUAUCUAUUCGGUUGGUUAGUUGAUAUUCAUUAGGGCAGGCCCUCAUUAUUCCCCUAAUUUCUUUCCUCUGUAAUAAUUGAGAGCGAUCAUUCCACUGUCUAUUUUGUUUCCUGGUUGCUGAAAGAGGCCAAUCUGAAAGGUACCUUUUGCAAUAAUACUAUAAAAAAACAAAAAACAGAUGGAAUGACUGGGGCCGACAGGCUCCGUUAUGCUGUUUACAGUACAUUUUCUUCUCUCAUUCACUUCCACGGUAGCAUCUGCCUUCAUCACUUCUGACAUUGUAUCUCAACCAAAGCACUAUGCUGUGUAUGUAUGAGCCCACUGACAUGGCAAACCUGUUCAUGAAGGACUGAUACUGUACUGAAAAAUAGAAUGAUAAACUGGCACUCUUUAGUAGCCCACAGCUCAUAGUGGAUAGAUGGGUCGCCUCCCCUAUCCCAUACUUUGCCUUUUAUUAGUGACUUGGAAAGAUUUGAAUGUAGUUAUGGAAUAUGCACUGUUCUUGUUGAGAUCAUGUAAAGAUGACUUAAUGUGAUUUAUGGUGUAAAUGUUUUUUCAGGGGUUGGGUGCAGGGAGAAGGGCUGAUGAAUAAAGAAUGUAAAGCACUUCCCCGAA